AUGAGACUCAUCGCUUGUGUGAUAUUGCUAUCACUAUGUGUUGUUAUUGAGAGCUGUUUAAGAACGACAACGACGACGACGACCACUGUAGCGCCAACGACAACAACGACUACAACUACCACAACAACGACAACGACCACGACGACAACUACAACAACGACAACUACAACAACGACAACGACAACGACAACGACAACGACAACGACAACGACAACGACAACGACAACGACAACGACAACGACAACGACAACAACCACAACAACCACAACAACCACAACAACUUUGGCGUGCGCAUCUUGUACGUUGACCAAUCCACCUCUAACAAUCGAUUUGGCAAGCUCGGGAACGAUUCCAUUUGCUACGGAUGUUCUGGCUAAAAAUGCGGCUGGCUGUGUGGUAAGAGACUUUACAUGCACUUCAACCGCUCCUGGACCCUUUGGCUCAACAAUAUCGUUCAACAUGGACGCAGCUGGUACGACAAGUGGAACACCCACUUCAACCGCCGAAUUGGUCUGCAGUGCUGAUGGAACGGGAUGGACGCUGACUGCAAACGGAGCCACAUCAACGAUCACCACAAUUGGAUGCUUUGCUGUCACUUCAACCACAACGACGACUACGACUACUACAACUACAACGACCACAACGACAACUACUACGACCACAACAACGACCACAACUUCAACUACCACAAGUACUACCACGGCUACGACUACCACAACCACCACUACAACGACUACAACUACGACCACUACGCCUACAACUACUACGACAACCACCACUACUGCAACGACGACUACAACUACUACAACGACGACAACUACUACGACAACUACAACGACGACGACUACGACGACCACAACAACAACUACGACAACGACAACAACAACAACGACCACCACAACUACCACUACUACAACAACGACCACCACAACAACCACAACUACGACAACGACAACAACCACGACGACGACUACAACAACGACGACUACGACCACAACUACAACUACCACGACGACGACCACAACUACCACUACUACAACAACGACAACUACAACGACGACUACAACUACCACGACGACGACUACGACGACCACAACAACUACGACAACGACAACAACCACGACGACCACAACUACCACUACUACAACAACGACUACGACAACGACGACCACAACAACUACUACCACCACAACCACCACUACCACAACGACCACUACAACGACAACGACGACAACGACUACUACUACAACUACAACGACAACAACGACUACUACAACUACGACAACCACGACGACAACUACUACUGUUGCUUUAGCCUGCGCUACAUGUACGCUGGCUAAUCCAAUGCUAACGAUUGAUACGACAAGUAGUGGAACAGCACCAUUUGAAAGCCAAGUGCUUGGAACAAACGCGGCUGGUUGUGUGACUCUGGAUCUAACUUGUACAUCAUCGGCGCCGGGGGGUUUUCAGGCCACGAUUUCUUUCAACAUGGAUGCGGCUGGUACAGCGAGUGGAACGCCGAGCGUAAUGGCGCAAUUGGUGUGCAGUGCUGACGGAUCCGGAUGGACACUCACCGCAAAUGGUUUCACAACAACGAUCACCACAAUUGGAUGCUUUGCUUUCACGUGUACGAAUACACCAUCUCUUUGUCCU
Mesorhabditis belari is the source of this 1653-nucleotide messenger RNA. Lineage: Eukaryota; Metazoa; Nematoda; Chromadorea; Rhabditida; Rhabditidae. The record is from the annotation of a GenBank genome assembly.